AGGUUGCUAAAUCCCAAAUGCAGAUCUCAAGAACAUAAUGCACACAGGAUGGAUAUUAGCUCAAGUGUUGUCUGUUUAUGUACGUAAUGACUAUCCUUCUCUUUUAAAAUGUCAUUUUGGUUAAACGCCGGCGUUGUCAUGGUGAAAAGUGAAAGGCAUGAUAUUUAUGGGAUGGAGCAUGGGGCAUUUAAGGCAGCUGCGACAGUGUGAGAGACCUGCGCCCUCUCUGCCCCGCCGUGUUAACUUCUCGUCAUGUGUGAAGAUUGCAAAGGAGACGGAGAGCUUCUAGGCAAAUGCGCUGAGGACAGGAGGGACAAUAUGGGCGCGCCGGUGGAAGUUUUGGAUGAGGACGCGUCGUCGCUGCAGGCGAUGGCAUCUGCACCUCUGUUAGGCAGAGCUGUGUGUGCAAGCUGCAACGAGGAAAUUGUGGAUAAAUAUUUAUUAAAGGUUAACGACUUGUGCUGGCAUGUGCGCUGUCUGUCGUGCAGCGUGUGCCAGACCUCGCUUGGCAGCCACACGAGCUGUUACAUCAAAGAGAAAGAGGUUUUCUGUAAACUGGAUUACUUUAGAAGAUACGGCACCUGGUGCGCGUGCUGCGGCCGGAACAUCCACUCCACAGACUGGGUCCGCCGGGCCAAGGGCAACGUGUACCACCUGGCCUGCUUCGCCUGCUUCUCCUGCAAGAGGCAGCUGUCCACCGGGGAGGAGUUCGCUCUGGUGGAGGAGAAAGUUCUCUGCAGGGUCCACUACGACUGCAUGCUGGACAACCUCAAGCGGGCCGUGGAGAAAGGAAACAGUGUUAACAUGGAGGGGGCUGUGCCCACUGAACAGGAGAUCAACCAGCCAAAACCCUCCAAGAGAGCACGGACCAGCUUCACUGCUGACCAGCUGCAGGUGAUGCAGGCCCAGUUCGCGCAGGACAACAAUCCAGAUGCCCAAACGCUGCAGAAGCUGGCGGAGCAGACGGGCCUCAGUCGAAGAGUCAUACAGGUCUGGUUCCAGAACUGCCGAGCACGCCACAAGAAGCAUGUGAGCCCCAACCACACCUCCAGCACCCCCAUGACCUCACUGCAGUCCAGCCGCCUCCCCCAGCCCACCCCGACCCCUGAGGAGCUGCAGUACACAGCUUACGGUGGCCCGGAGGGAUCAAUGCUCUCUGCACUGCACUCCUUCAUAGACAUACACUCCCCUCCAUCCAUGUUUCAACCGCUGCUGCCAGCCCACGCCAUGACCUCGCUGCCUGUGUCUCACGCCUGAGCUGCUCCUACACACACAAACACACACUCACACACACAGUUGUCCGUCAUUAGCAGCUGCAGUAUUCAGAUUUCCUUGGUAAAUAUAAUUUCAGUUUAAGUGAACCAUAAAACUUUUCCAUUUCUUGACCUGUCAGUAAAUUAUUACAUGUUGACAUUCUUUGAAAACACUCACUUCACUGUUGAGCAUAUUAUGGUUGACUAUAAUUUGUACUGUAUAAUGUGGAAAUGGAAAGGUUUCAGUGUACCUCAUUGGAUUGUGACAUAUGACAUUAUAGAUUUAUAUUUGUUUGUGUAGUUGGUGACACAGUUUGACCAUGCUACUCUAAGUGAAAACCACCGGACCCAAAAUGUCGACUCAUUAUGAAGGUGAACU
Molecule: messenger RNA, 1632 nt
Organism: Epinephelus fuscoguttatus (brown-marbled grouper)
Lineage: Eukaryota; Metazoa; Chordata; Actinopteri; Perciformes; Serranidae
Product: LIM/homeobox protein Lhx8-like
Exons: 8
Coding region: 253-1257 (334 amino acids)
Biological process (GO): regulation of transcription by RNA polymerase II; forebrain neuron development; neuron differentiation
Cellular component (GO): nucleus
Molecular function (GO): RNA polymerase II transcription regulatory region sequence-specific DNA binding; DNA-binding transcription factor activity, RNA polymerase II-specific
Source: RefSeq, a predicted model, not a curated record